This is a messenger RNA of Akanthomyces muscarius, 1575 nucleotides long. RefSeq lists its product as uncharacterized. Lineage: Eukaryota; Fungi; Ascomycota; Sordariomycetes; Hypocreales; Cordycipitaceae. Bases 1 to 1575 code for a protein of 524 amino acids. Gene Ontology annotation, molecular function: transmembrane transporter activity. Gene Ontology annotation, biological process: transmembrane transport. The transcript is spliced from 3 exons. The record is from RefSeq and is a predicted model, not a curated record.
AUGGCGCAGCUUCCCCCGUACAAAGAAAGCGAUCCGGCGGGCCUGGAGAAGAAGAUUGCCAGUGGUGAAGAUGGCCACGCCUCUGAUGAUCUCGGCUCCAUUCAUAGCGGCGAGGACAUCCUCGGUAUGCAGGACAUGGACCCGGCGCUGAAUAAGAAGAUGCAUCUUGUCAACAACGCAAUUGACGAAAUCGGAUGGACCAACUACCACCUCAAGCUGUUCUUCCUCAAUGGCUUUGGUUACUGUGUCGACUCCAUGAUUCUACUGUUCCAGUCUGUCAUUUCAGGCCCCGCCUACAAAGAAUUCGGCUCCCAUGGCUACAAAAACGCCCUCACCAUUGCCGUCUACUCCGGCAUGUUUACUGGUGCCAUUUUCUGGGGAUUCAGCGCUGAUGUCAUUGGCCGCAAAUAUGCCUUCAACAUCUCGCUCUUCAUCUGCUCCGUUGCCUGCAUCGUCGCCGGUGCAAUGCCCAGCUGGGCUAGCCUGGCCUUUUUCAUUGCCCUUCUUGGUUUUGGCGGCGGAGGCAACCUGGUCAUGGACACCACCGUCUUCCUUGAAUACCUCCCUGGCAACAAGCAGUGGCUCGUCACCUUCAUGGCUGCCUGGUGGGGUUUUGGACAGGCCAUCUGCGGCUUCAUUGCCUGGGGGUUCCUUGUACCAGACAAGUGGAAUUGUUUGGAAGGAUCUCCUUGCCACAAAGCGGACAACUGGGGCUGGCGAUAUGCCAUGUUCACUGGUGGCGCGCUGGUCUUCGUCAUGUCCGUCCUACGUAUCUUUGUUAUCCGCCUCAAGGAGACGCCCAAAUAUCUCCUCGGCUCUGGCGAGGACGCGCUCUUGGUCGAAAACAUACAGGCAAUGGCCAAAAAGUACAACCGCCCUUGCUCGCUUACGCUGCAGAGGCUUGAGGCUUGCGGUUCCAUUCGGAACUCUCACAGCAAGAGCAGAUUCUCUCUGGGCGAAACGAUGGUUCACUUCCGUGGCCUGUUUUGCACAAAGAAGGUUGGCCUUUCUACGAGCCUGAUAUGGCUCUCUUGGAUCUUAAUUGGUCUUGCAUACCCCCUCUUCUAUGUCUUCUUGCCCACAUACCUCAAGAGCCGAAGCGGCGAAUUCGAGCGAUCCGUAUUUGAAACCUGGCGCAAUUAUGCGCUCACCAAUGUUUGCGGCAUUCCCGGCCCCAUCAUUGCUGGAAUCAUGUGCAAUACGCGCAUUUUUGGCCGCAAAUACACCAUGGUUGUUGGAUCGCUGCUGACGAUGGCUUUCUUCUUUGCGUACACUGCCGUCAAGACCUCUGAACAGGAUCUUGCAUUCUCGUGCAUCAUUGCCUGCGUGCUCAACAUCUAUUACGGCACACUGUAUGCUUAUACCCCCGAGGUUCUUCCCAGCGCGCACCGUGGUACCGGUAAUGGAGUUGCCGUCGCCCUCAACCGUAUCAUGGGUAUCAUUUCCGCGGUCAUUGGUUCUGCGGCAGAUACAUCCACCUCGGCACCGCUGUAUGUUUGUGCUGGAAUUUUCAUUGUCACGGCUAUCAUUUCUAUCAUCUUCCCAUUUGAACCUUAUGGGAAGAGAAGCUCGUAG